Molecule: messenger RNA, 567 nt
Organism: Dovyalis caffra
Lineage: Eukaryota; Viridiplantae; Streptophyta; Magnoliopsida; Malpighiales; Salicaceae
Source: the annotation of a GenBank genome assembly
AUGUCCAACAAGUCCCCAAUAUUUCCCAUGCCAGAACCUCAACACUUCAGCGACUAUGGCUUUGACCCACAAAUUAAUUACUUUCAGUUCUUGGAGGAAGCAAGAAAGCACAAGAGAGAGACUAUAACAGCAAGGUCUUCCGUUGACUCCUUAAAUUUCAAGCUCCAAAAACCCAUUUCAAAAGAAGAGUCUGCUAAUAGAAAGAUCCACAAAGCCAAGAAGAAGCAGAAGAAAUGGUGGAGAAAAGCUCUGUUGUUCUUUAAGUGGAAGUGGAUCCACAGUGGUCACAAAGAUGAUUAUCUUGAUCAGGAAGAUGUGCAUAAAGCAAGGGCUAGAGCUUUCAGAGCUUCAAUUUCAGGGCCUGUUUAUUUAACGGAUAGUUUAAGUGGGUCAAGUACUCCUUACAGGUCCGCUAGCAGAUCAUCUUCAGGGCCGCUAGCAGGAACCUUGACUACGGCAAGAAAAGGUGAUUUGGAGAUACCUUAUUUGAGUCUGAGGGACCUGAACAUGGAGCAGCAGCAACAGAGGAUUUCAACUUCUUCUAUGCCAAUAUAUUUGGUCACUUAA